AUGACCGACGUGGAGUCAACUCCAGGUGGUGAGGCCACGGGCGAUUUAGGUGAGAGCCCCCCAGCUUUCUCACCUGAGGGGCUGGUUCACUGGCUGUAUGGGAGAUGCACGCGUGGUGAACUUCUUACAGCUGCCAAUCAGGAUCCAGGGAGCAUUUUGCAGGAGAUGUUGACCUACCUGCACCAUGCGACUUAUGAGGAGUACGAGAAUGCCAGCAGUAUGCUGCAUCUGGUGGAUGAUCUGUCUUCAGAUGAGGAUUCUCCGAAUGCUCCUCAUGGCCCUCCAGAUGAACUUGUGACAGGCAUGAUGGCUGCAGCUGCCGCCACAACUCUAGCGGGAUGUGACAGUGGUUCGUCUGGUGAUGCAGGUGGCUGUACACUGAGUGUGCCCACCUUACUUUGCAUGCUCUACAGCUGUUGGAUGCUCCAAGCCAGCCCAUGGCAUGACAUGAACUACGUGGAAAGACCGCCGGUGACGGCCUUGGCUCCAACAGGACCUCAAACAACCGAGGACACACAGCCAGCCCUGGAAGGACUGGUAACACCCACUCUGAAAAUGGUGUUGGAACGUCAUGGAAGAGCGCAAAGAGAUUCGAACGUUGGGAAGAUUCUCAAGUAUGCCCAAGGGAAAAGGAUGCUGGAGUCACUCAGCGGUGACAAUGAGCCGAGUCCACAUGAUGAGUCGCCUCGCCAUGGAUACCCACCAGAAGUGAUGGCUCAACUGGUGAAGCUCUUCGAGCACCAGGGCCAGCACCAAUGGAUGGUGAGGACGACGACGAUGACGACGACGACAGCAUGGAUGGACCAGGUGGACCAGAAAGCCAGCGCACAAAAAGUUAUAUGGAAGACGACAUAG
This is a messenger RNA of Cladocopium goreaui, 855 nucleotides long. NCBI's taxonomy places the organism in Eukaryota, Dinophyceae, Suessiales, Symbiodiniaceae. The record is from the annotation of a GenBank genome assembly.